GACGUUUGAAAGUGCGUAGUGACGGCAGAGACGUUAGUCGACAGUUUUCCCUCCUCGCUGACAAAGCUAUCCGGUUAUGCCGAUGUUUAGCUAAAGAUACUUUUAUCGCUAAACAUUUUUGACUCUUUACCUUUAACAUUGUAGGAGGAAGGUCGACAAAGAAACCGAACAUCCAUAGAAAAGUAGUUCAAGAAGACAUAUGUGGUCCUGCUAGCAGGGCAAGAUGUUCAACAAGUCAUUUGGUACUCCCUUCGGAGGAGGAACAGGGGGGUUUGGCACGUCAUCGACCUUUGGAGCACAAAAUGCAGGUUUUGGGACGGCAGGAGGCUUUGGGACGUCUGCGUUUGGGGCCACCACCAACGCUGGAGGACUGUUUGGCACCACACAGAAUAAGCCUGCAGGCGGUCUGUUUGGAUCCAGUACAUUCAGUCAACCAGCAACUUCCUCCACCAGCACAGGUUUUGGAUUUGGUGCAGCGAGUGGCACUUCAACAAGCCUGUUUGGCAGCAGUGCAACGGGCACCACUGGGGGACUCUUUUCCCAACAGAACAAUGCUUUUGGAGCCAAUAAACCCACCUCUUUCGGAAGCUUUGGGACAAGCACCAGCAGUGGUGGACUGUUUGGGGCGACCAACACUGCCUCCAACCCUUUCGGUGGAGCAACCUCCCUGUUUGGAGGCUCUGGGUUCUCUGCUGCACAGCAGCCAGGAACGACCGUAAAAUUCAAUCCUCCAACAGGAAGUGACACAAUGGUGAAAGCAGGUGUGACCACGAGCAUCAACACCAAGCACCAGUGCAUCACAGCCAUGAAGGAGUAUGAGAAUAAAUCCCUAGAGGAGUUGAGGCUGGAGGACUACCAGGCGGGCAGGAAAGGCCCAACCAACCCAAUGGCUGCAGCAACGGGCAGUUUGUUUGGAUCAGCUCCGGCCACAUCCAGCACCGCUACUGGCCUGUUCGGUGCCGCUGCCCCCAACAGCAGUUUCUCCUUCGGACAGAAUAAGACCACCUUUGGAGCGGCACCUGCAGCCACUGGUGGGUUCGGUACAGCUACUGGCGGUCUGUUUGGUCAGACUGCGCAGCCACAAGCCGCCAGCCUCUUCAAGCCCUUCGGUCAGGCCACCACCACACAGAGCACCGGCUUCUCCUUUGGCAACACCAACACGAUGGGACAGGCCAACACUAGCAGCAUGGGUCUGUUUGGUAACACGGCAGCGCCUCAGGCGAGUGGGUUGUUCGGCGCCGCUCAGACGAGCACCGCCACUGGCUUUGGGACGGGCACUGGGCUGUUCGGGCAAACCAACACUGGAUUUGGAAAUGUCGGCACUCAACAGAGUUUAUUUAAUAAGACAGCUGGGUUCGGCACCACCACCACCAGCGCUCCAUCCUUUGGCACCGGCACCGGGCUGUUUGGCAACAAGCCCACCCUCACUCUUGGGACUGGAACCAACACCUCCACCUUUGGUUUUGGUGCAAACCCUGCUGCAGGGAGUCUGUUCGGGAACAAGCCAGCCACUGGAGGUCUCGGGACCGGACUAGGAACCAGCUUUGGAACAGCAGUGGGCACAGGGCAGACGACUCUCUUUGGGAACAACCAGAACAAACUGGGCUCCACACUCGGAGCAAUUGGAACAUUCGGAGCAACUGGAUUCAACAGCGGAGCCAGCACCCUGGGCUUCGGAGCUCCACAGCAGCCUGUUGCUCUCACAGAUCCAAGUGCAGCUGCUGCCCAACAGGCCGUGCUGCAGCAGCAGCUCAGUAUUCUGGCGUACUCGCCUUAUGGAGACUCGCCACUGUUCAGAAACCAGCUGUCAGACCCCAAGAAGAAAGAGGAGCGUUUGAAACCAACAAAUCCCACGGCCCAGAAGGCUCUGACCACACCCACUCACUACAAGCUGACCCCCCGACCUGCGACCAGAGUCCGGCCCAAAGCUCUGUCGUCCUCAGGUGCCUCCAAGUCACAGCUGUUCGACGGCCUCGACGAUGACGAACCGUCUCUGACAAACGGAGCCUUCGUACCCAGGAAGAGCAUCAAGAAACUGGUGCUGAAGAACCUGAACAGCAGCCAGUACAACAGUCCAAUCAACAAAGAGACAGAUGACCUCGCCUCGCCAUCAGAGUACCCACAGAAUGGACACAGUCAUAUGAUGGAGGAGGAGGAGCUGAGGGAGGAGCCAGGUCCCGGACGGGCAGACGACGACCCAGAGGUCACCCAGUUCUAUGUCAACCCAAUCGCCAAGCCCAUCCCGCAGGGCCGGGUCCAGACCAGCCUGCAGGACACCAUCAGUGACCUCAACAUGCACAAACAGGCCAGGAAUGGACUCGAGCUGAGCAGUGAAGACGUGUCGGCGUCCCUUGGGGAGGAGUCCCUGCAGGAGGACAGAGAGGAGGAGCAGCAGGAGACCCAACAGGCUCCCCACCCAGCAGGCAUCGUUCUGAACCGUGUUGGUUAUUACACCAUCCCCUCGAUGGAGGAUCUUGCUGACAUGGUGGAUGAAAAUGGAGACUGUGUGGUGGAAAACUUCUCUAUUGGCAGGAAAGGCUACGGCUCCAUCUUCUUCCCUGGCGAGGUGAACGUGACAGGACUGAACCUCGACGAGAUCGUCCACUUCAGACGCAAGGAGGUCAUUGUGUACCCAGAUGACAAAAACAAGCCGGUGGAGGGGGAGGGGCUUAAUAGGCGAGCCGAGGUGACGCUGGACGGUGUGUGGCCGAAUGACAAAACAACCUGCACUCAGAUCAGGAGCCCCGAGCGUCUGACUGAGAUGAACUACGAGGGGCGGCUGGAGAAAGCCUCCCGCAAACAGGGAGCUCGAUUCCUGGAGUACAGACCUGAGACCGGAUCCUGGGUGUUUGAGGUGGCCCACUUCUCCAAAUAUGGCCUCCAGGACUCUGACGAAGACGAGGACGUCCCGCUAAAAACCGACUCCAAGAAGCUGAAGACGAUGUCGCUUCCUCCCUCCAGGCUGCAGCAGCAACUGCCUCCGUCCCAGCAGCAGGUGGCGCCACAGGCUCAGUCCACCGUUGUCGUGGAUCUUCCAGGUGGUAUGGCCGAGCUGGACAGCGACAUGGCCGACAUCACCCAGAGCUUCCCAACAGAGAGCAUGCUGGGAGGAGAGGAGGACAGUGAGCUGCUGGCGGGAGAGAUGGAUACGUCAGGCGGGAAGCUCGGAGGUUUGAUCUCUGCGGAGCACGACGGCAUCUCUGCGUCCAGCCACAUGGCGUCCUCGCUGGGGAUCAACCCGCACACCCUCCAGAUCAUGAAGGCAUCUUUGUUUGCUGAAGAUGAGGAGGAGAGCGAGAUGUUUCAGGAUCAUGGAGCAAUGAAGGUCGCCCCGGAUGUCUCGUCUCCCCGCAUCAUCCUGCCAGGAACCCAGAGCCGACCGUCCGUGGGAGGUCUCCUUCAGGCUCGUUUUACCUCUGGACUCCUCUCUCAGCUGUCAGAUUCUCCUCGCCCUCCUCUGUCUCGGGGGUCUCCAGCAGCUGUUGAACCCCCUCGUCAGUUACACUGGGCCGGGCCGGGCCCAUCGUCCUUCGUGCUGCCCCCUCGCGCUCCAGAGCCUUCGAUCAGGACGGUUGGCGUCCGGCGGCUGGGCGGCCCUGUCCCCCUCAAAGAGUCGGUGACUCGAGGGAAGGGGAGUUUGUUGAUGGAUGCUGGACUGUUUGUGGGUCGUUCCUUUCGGGUCGGGUGGGGUCCCGGCUGGACGCUGGCACACUGUGGCCAGCGUCUGACCUCGCCGAUGGGCAAACAGCUCGAGCAGGAAGAGCUGAUGGCCAAAACUGACUUCAGCUUCCCACCAAAACCUGCCAGGAGCAAACCACUGAUAGACGGCUCCUAUAAGGUGACGUUGGAGCAGCUGGUGGGUCUGCAGGCUCCAGCAGUGAAGAUCAGUGAGGAAGAGGAGGACGAGAGCCAGGCGGUGCUGCAGCGCCCCCUGGAGAUCUGUCUGAAGCACAGCACCGUCGACACAACAGACGCCUCCGCCUGCCCUCUGGUUCGACCACAGACCGGCGUGGCGGCGCUGCACGAAUACGCCGAGUGGAUCACCGAACUGAACGACAAGCGGGGCGACGCAGAUCCCCUACUGGGUUACUGGUCUGAGGUCUGGACGUUGUGUGAGGCCUUGUGGGGCCGGUUGGGCCCAGCAGAUCAGGAGCCCGAUGUCGAGACGUCCAGCGAGUAUGAGCAGCAGCUGGAGAGGAGACGGACCUUCUCGGACUGGCUGUCCCGCGGAGCCACCUCCAGGGUGAAGGAGGAGGUGGCGCUGGCGGGGAAGGGCAGUCACACGGAGGCCAUCUUCAGCUACCUGACUGGCAACUGCAUCAGUGAGGCCUGUCGACUGGCACAGAAGGAAGGAGACCACCGUCUGUCCCUGCUGCUGUCUCAGGCCGUCGGCUCUCAGUACUGCCGAGAACUGCUCGCGCUUCAGCUCGCCGACUGGAACCGCAUGCAGACCGACUGCUACCUGCCUGAGGAGCGACUGCGCAUCUUCGCACUGCUCGCCGGGAAACCUGUGUGGCAGUCGUCGGACUCUGUGGUGAACGUCUGCUCCGAGUUGGACUGGAAACGCUCCGUGGCCGUCCAUCUCUGGUUCAUGUUGCCCCCGACUGCCUCGGUGGCUGACGCCCUCGCCAAAUAUGAAGCUGCCUUCCAGGGCUCAUGUGAGGGGGGAAAGUAUGCCUGCGCCCCCCUUCCUCCAUACAUGGAGGCGGAGCAGCUGGACAUGGAGGACGAGGAGGAGGAGUCUAAACGGCCACUGCACGACCUCUGCUUCCACCUGCUCAAACUCUACAGUGACAGACAUUACAGCCUGCAGCAGCUGUUGGACCCGCUGACCGUCACCUGGGAGCGGCUGGAUUACCGUCUGAGCUGGCACCUGUGGGGCGUCCUGCAGGCGUUGCACUACAGCCACCUGAGCGGCUCGCGGCAGGGACUCCUCCACACCAGCUACGCCGCACAGCUGGAGAGCGCCGGGCUGUGGCACAUGGCCAUCUUCAUCCUGCUGCACAUCCCCGACCACAGUCAGCGGGAGAGAGCGGUGAGGGAGAUGCUGACCCUCCACUGCCCCCUGCAGGAGACAGACGAGUCAGUCCGGAGGGAGCGCUUCCUGACCGAGAGGCUGCAGAUCCCCGAGCAGUGGAUCCAUGAGGCCAAGGCUACCCGAGCCCGCCGCGACGGUGACAGACACCAGGAGGCGCUGCACCUCUACCGGGCCAGAUACUGGAGCCAGUGUCACCGGCUGCUGAUCCAACACCUGGCCUCAGACUGCAUCAUCAACGACAACCAUGACUACCUGCUGGAGUUCCUGGAGGGUCUGGCGGUCCCUGAACACAGCGCCACCAUCCAGGACUGGGACACUGCAGGGAGGGUUUACCUGGACUACAUCCGAGUCAUCAAGACUCUGCAGAACAUCCAACAGAUGGACAACGCUGGUUACGAGCUGGAGCGUCUUCACACCGACGUGACGUCUCUCUGCAGCAGAAUCGAGCUGCUGCCCUGCAGCACCGCCAGAGACCGCCUCGCCCAAUCAGAAAUGGCGAAGCGUGUGGCCAACAUCCUGCGUGUGGUGCUGAGCCUGCAGCAGGGCGACGCAGCAUCCGACUCCCUCAGCAUCCCGCUCACCCAGCUGGCGCCGCACAUCACCCGCCUGCCAAUGCCGGAGGACUACACGCUGGAGGAGCUGCGAGGCCUCACGCAGUCGUACCUGCGACAGCUCAUCGUCAGCCAAUGAGAGCGCAUUUUGUCAGGUGUUUGAGACUUCAGACACUCAAACAUCCCAAAACUCUGAUGCAGAAAAAAGGAGCGAAAAGAAAGUCUGUCGUCUUCAACCGUGGAGGAGAACAGAUUGAGAACUUUAUCCUGGAGUUUAUUCACUUUGAGCUUCUGCAGCGCCUUCAGUUUGUCCAGAAAACAGCAGAGAGCUUCGAUACGUCAUUCCUCAUCGUGUGUGUGUGUGUGUGUGUGUGUGUGUGUGUGUGUGUGUGUGUAUGUGUGUCUGUGUGUGUGUGCCUGAGUGCGUGUGUGUGUGUUUGGCUUCAGAGGAGCAUUUUAAAAUGAAACAACAGUGUAAUGACUCUUAAUUUGAACCUCCUGACCAGUGAAGUUUUAUUUACAACAGUCUACAAAUCUCACAUUCUGAACGUCACAGUCAAACGUUUAAAAACACGUUUUCCUGGUUUCGGCCAGUUGUUCCCAACCUCAGGGUCCAGACGCCACAAGACACCUGCAUGUGGUCGUAAAACAAAUUAUCCUUAAUUUUUCAGAUUUUAUGUUCAUGAUUUAGGAUUAGUUUUCCCCAAAACAUACUAAAAACAUUCAGAGAAACUGUGUAUAUUGUGGCAAAAACCAAAUAACUCAAACUUGAACUGAUCAUAACUGACUUGUUCCGUCUUAAAGGUGUCACAAGAUGUUUAAAUGUAUUUUUGGUUUAAAUUACAGCUGCAACUCAAGAUUAUUUCAUUGUCUGUUAGUCUGUCAAUCAUUUCCUGCAUUAAUCGAUCACAAAAUAGUAAAAAAUGUCGAUCAGUGAUUCGUCCUCGUUCUGUCCACAUCUCAGAUAUUCAGUUUUACUAUCACAGAGGAAAGAAACCAGAAAAUACAUCUGUCAGACUCACCAAUCAACUCUCUUCCUCCAGAAUCACCGUCCCUACUUUUUAAAUAGUUGGCAAAUAAUCGAUUAACCGACUGAGCUUUGCAGCAAACACGUAUAGUUUGUAGACACACUGGUGCGGCUCCUCUUUAUCACUCGAUGUGAUCUGAAGAGGUGAACUGAAAGUAUAUUCACACUGAGUCAUUUCUGUUCCGUCAUCGUUUAUUAUUCUGAAAUGCUCCCUGAAAACAGAAUUAUUUACAUCUUUAGCAAGUUCUUUCUGUUUGAGUAGCGUCUUUGACACUGUGCAUGUGAGUGUGUAAAUGUGACCCUCAGUCACUCGUUUGAUCUCCGACCCCAAAGAAAGCUCCAAGAUGUUGAUGAGCUCGGAGGGCAAAAAUCCUCUCCGACUGCUUGUUUUUCAUUUACAGAUUUGGAUUUAAUAAGCAAAUAAAAGCAGCCGUUAGCUUAGCGUAGUGUGACCGUAGCAUCUGUUCAUCUGUCGAUAUGUGAAUAAAGACGAUUAUCUUAAUAUUAAAGACGAGCGGUGAUGUCGUACAGACGGGUUCGAUGUGCACAAAGUUUAAUUUUUGGAGACGACUCAACAUGCAAAGUGUAAAAUGCCUAAUGGUCUAUUUUUGUAGGUUUCUUGUUUUUCUGUUUGGUUUGAAUGUUAAAUCAGAAGUGGGUGUGUGUGCGUGUGUGUGUGUGUGUGUGUGUGUGCACGUAAACCAGAAAUAAACAACAAACAAACAAACAAGCGUGUUAUUUUUUAUUAGCACUUCAUCAGAGUUGAAGAGUUUCCUUCCAAAACCAGCUGCCAACCAGAGAUUUCGCUGCAUGUAAUUAUAUAAAUAUUGUAUAUUUUUGGAAAAUCAAACAGGGAAUAUCAGGUCGUUUUUAU
Messenger RNA from Acanthopagrus latus (yellowfin seabream), 7490 nucleotides. It is a transcript of the gene nup98, whose product is annotated as nucleoporin 98 and 96 precursor. The record is from RefSeq and is a predicted model, not a curated record. Bases 224 to 5728 code for a protein of 1834 amino acids. Lineage: Eukaryota; Metazoa; Chordata; Actinopteri; Spariformes; Sparidae. Gene Ontology annotation, molecular function: structural constituent of nuclear pore. Gene Ontology annotation, cellular component: nuclear pore cytoplasmic filaments; nuclear pore. Gene Ontology annotation, biological process: protein import into nucleus; RNA export from nucleus; post-transcriptional tethering of RNA polymerase II gene DNA at nuclear periphery. The transcript has 35 exons.